Messenger RNA from Lentinula edodes (shiitake mushroom), 737 nucleotides. RefSeq lists its product as uncharacterized. Bases 239 to 703 code for a protein of 154 amino acids. NCBI's taxonomy places the organism in Eukaryota, Fungi, Basidiomycota, Agaricomycetes, Agaricales, Omphalotaceae. The record is from RefSeq and is a predicted model, not a curated record. The transcript has 2 exons.
GUUUUCUCCCUCUUACGCCCAAUAACCCAAGCGCGUACUCGUUUUCAGAGACCGAUAUCUUCUUUCUUUGUCCGAGAACCGCCCUCCUCUGCGCCAAGGAUUGUUCCUACACCUCUGGUCUUUGUUUCUGCAACCCAAUGGGACCAAUCGUCUUCUCGUCAAGGGUGAAUGAACUACGUGCAAGAAGCUGGAUUAAUUGCGACUUCUAAAUCUUUCCAAGUUCACCGUUCUGGCCCAGAUGUACUCUGAGAAGGGAUAUACUUCUCUAGAUACUGACCUAUCGCUAUCUACCGAUGCAAGUUCCGUGAACAGAAUGCAAGAUUUUGAAUCGGAACUCAAAAGCGUUGUCAGAGCGUCCUUCAAUCCCUUCCCGCCGGUUUUCUUUGCUAGAGGCGCUGCGUGUCUUAUUACUCAAACAUACAUCUCGUCCAAUCCCGCUUCCGGACUGGUUCUCAUAUCACCUCCUGCGUCCAACCAUUCUCUGUUAUCUAAAUCUCUUUUAUCCCAUGCCCUACCAGAGUUUAACUUUGAACUGAAGUUUCCAAUUGCAAUUGUGGAUACCCCGCAAGGAAUGGCCAAUUUACAAGUUGCUGGGAAUAGGCUAGCCAAAGAUGACAGAGUGGACAGGAUCGUAGUGAAUGAUGUGGAAGGCCAAGAUGCCUUUGUCAAGAUUGAACAGUGGAUGGACGAGAUCGGAAUAUGACCAUUCAUGCGAUGUCGUACGAAGAUACAGUUGA